AUGGACGCCAUCAGUUCACGCCUGCCCGAGGCCGCGGCGGCGCUCGUCAUCGUGAGCAGCGUCGCGCUGCGCUGGCUCGUCCGCUUCGCGCUGCGGCGUCGGCGCGGCGUCGUCGUGAACCGCCACGCCUACCACCCCGUGGACCUGCUGCGGAGCGUCGUCUUCUCCGUGUCCCAGACCCAGGGCGGCAACUGGGUCCUCAUAUCCGGCUUCGUCGUCGCCUUCGUCUUCCGGCGCAUCCUGCGGCGCGGCGUCGACGUCGUCACGGGCCGGCGGCCCGCGCCGCACGGCGUCGCCAAGGUCGCGCGGCUCCUCGCCAUCUCGAUGAGCCGCCACGUGCUCGUCUGGCUCGCGGGCGGCGCCUGCCUCUGGUUCGCGCACUGGCGCGUGCGCGUGUGCGAGCGGCCCGUCGUCAGUUGCAAGCGGACGUUCUGGAACGUCGCGAUCGUCGAGAAGGCCGGCUUCGCGCGCCGGGAGUUCAAGCCCGUCUUCUGGCUCACGAGCCGCCACGCCCAGACCGUGCUCGCGCACGUCCUCGCGGACCUGUCUUUUUUAUUGCUGCGCCCCGUGCGGUGGCGGCGCGAGAGCGUGGACACGUUCGACGGCGGCGAAGUGCACCUCGACUGGCUCAUCGGCCACCGCGACGAGUUCGCGCCCUACGGAGACGGUUUGUGGGUGUCCGCGGAGGAGGAGGCGCCGCGGCCGGACACGCCCAUCAUCCUGCUGCUCUACGGCGUCGGCGGCACGCGCGACGACCACUACAUGAAGCACCUGGCCCUCACGUGCGCGGCGCGGGGCUGGCGGCCCGUGGCGCUGACGUACUGGCGCCUGGAUUGGAACGAGACGCGGGACUUGGACAACGCCGUGGAGCAGUUACGGAAGACGCACCCGUCCGCGCCCCUGUUCUGCGUCGCGCAUUCGGCGUCGGCGUUUCUACUCGUCCAGUACCUCGCGCGCAAGGGGAGCGCCUGCCCGCUCGUGGCGGCGGUGACGCUGGCGGGCUGCAUGGAUUUCCUACGGACCUACGAGUUCGUGAAGCGCACGAAGAACAUCACGUACCGCAAGGUCUUCGACCGGGGCAUGCGGCGUUGCGUGCGGCGCCACGCGGCGUACGACCCGCAUUUGGAGAACCGCAAGGAGCACGCGGCGCGCAUCGCGGGCAUUACGGACGGCGCCUGCGUCAUGUACGACCGCCACGUCGCCGCGAUCCCGAAGGCGUCGAACCUGCCGCGGCCGGGGUAUUUGGAACCGGAGCCGCCGCGGAAGCGGCUCUCGGGCCGCUUCUCCCCGCUGCCGACGCUCUCGCCGACGAACUCGGACGCGGCGGAGCCGCCGACGCCGACGCGGGGCACGCCGAACCUGCUCGAGCGGACGCGGGAGCACUACGUCGCGCCGAGCCGCGAGCGGCUCCUCGACGUCGCGAUCCCGUUGUUGGUCGUCCACGCGCGCGACGACCCCCUGGUGUCGCACGACGACUGCUACGACUGGCACAAGCUCGUGUCGAACGCGCGCAUCAUCGCCGUGCGCACGAACCGCGGCGGCCACAACGCGUGGCACGAGGGCUUCUGGCCCCUGGGGCCGUCGUGGGCCGUCGGCGCCGCGACGGACUACAUCUCCGCGGUCCUCGAGCAGACGGCGCAGACGGGCUGGCUCCUCGCCGUGCUCGGGCGCCUCGACGCGUCGCGGAACCCGACGGCGUCGGCCAUCGCGCGCGCGGCCGCGGCGACGGACCACGUCCUCGAGCAGCCGCCGCCGCCGCCGCCGGCGACGCCCCUCAACUCCGUCUCCGCGAUCUUGUUCGAGGAGGACCCGCCGGGGGCCGCGCCCGCGGCCGCGACGCCCGCGCCCGAGGGCGACCGCGCGCUCCGCCGGUCGUCGCGCUCCGACGCGGACCUCGACGACAAUCUGGACGACGGCCUCGAGGAGACCGCGCCGGACGACCGGGAGUCGUUCCUCGGGUUCUAG
Molecule: messenger RNA, 1965 nt
Organism: Aureococcus anophagefferens
Lineage: Eukaryota; Pelagophyceae; Pelagomonadales; Pelagomonadaceae
Exons: 1
Coding region: 1-1965 (654 amino acids)
Molecular function (GO): short-chain carboxylesterase activity; monoacylglycerol lipase activity
Source: RefSeq, a predicted model, not a curated record